Anopheles moucheti is the source of this 3838-nucleotide messenger RNA. RefSeq lists its product as uncharacterized. Bases 281 to 2188 code for a protein of 635 amino acids. Gene Ontology annotation, biological process: BMP signaling pathway; SMAD protein signal transduction. Gene Ontology annotation, molecular function: growth factor activity; cytokine activity. The transcript is spliced from 4 exons. The record is from RefSeq and is a predicted model, not a curated record. NCBI's taxonomy places the organism in Eukaryota, Metazoa, Arthropoda, Insecta, Diptera, Culicidae. Gene Ontology annotation, cellular component: extracellular region.
UAUAAUUAACACAAAAACGACUACUAAAGCUAAGCAAACCCCUGCAUUUUUUUUUCGAACCCAUCGAGCGAAAAUACGAAACGAAAAUUAACAAACACGUGCUGGGGUGAAAUUUAUAGGUGCUAAGUGAAGGCAUUUGACGCUAUUGUUGUAAGUUUCAAGUGUUUUCUAGCAGACUCGCGCUGAGUGUUCGCCAGCCGAUCGUGCGAAUUGUCUGCGCAGGUGAUAGUGACAGUUGCAUGUGGUGGCAAGCAAUGCACAAUCGCGUAACCGUGUCACGAUGAUGCGUGCCAGUAGCAAUUCCAGGCUAAUAGCCACCAGUCACCCCGUUCCCGGAUGCGGUCCGUGUCCGGGCGAUGAGCCACCGACCGCCGAUGGCAUGCUGCUCGCCGUGGGCUUCAAACGGACACUGCACACACCGGCACCAGGCAAGCAGCACACAUACAGUUAUCCGCACCAUCACCACUACCGCAGCCGGGGUGGCCAGAAUAUUCGGCGGGGUGUGCUGCGCGUGCCCAAAUUCCUGUCGUUCCUGUUGUUCCUAGUUAUCUGUGAUAGUCAGACAGUAUCCCGUGCCGCAUUUCGGACGUACGCCGCCACCAUCGGUCCCUGGCCGGGUGCGGAUGGCGACACCGACAGUAUUAUUAGCGGCAGUGACGGUGGUGCCGGCGACGCAGGGUCCACAUCCGGCGCGGCCAUCAACCGCACCAAGCUGCAGGAGAUCGUGCUGGAAGGACUCGGUCUCAGUGCGCUGCCCGACGUUCGCAUGAUGAACAUCAGCCCGCAGGAGUACGAAACCAAGUAUGCCGAAUAUUUGGACCGUGUCAAUCGUCGCCGUUCCCUAGCCCGAAACACGGACGACUGGCACGAGGAGCGCCAUCUCUUCAGCUUUCCAGGCACAGAUCAUGCGCUAAACCAUCGUAAACUGCGCCGCAAGCGAUCCCUGAACAACGACUUCGAUCUCGUCUACAUCCGGUUCGAUAUACCGACGAGAAACGCUAGCACGGGUGAGAUGACGGGCUUCCAGUCGCCCUCACUCUACCACGAUCCGACCUCCCCGGGGUCGAACGGUGAGGAUGAGAGCGGUGACUCUACCGUCGUCGAUAACCCUACGAACGCGCUCGACCAGUCGCUGCAUUAUGCGGGACGGGGGCAUCGGCAGUCCCUGUCCGAGCUGCCGCCCAUCUCGCCCGAAAACAUCGAAGAGUCGUCGUUGAACAUCAUGCUAACCAGAAGACAAAACAGCGCACGCAGCACAAACGCGCACAGUAAACAACAACAUCACACUCAGCAGCAGCAACAGCAGCAGCAGCAGCAGCAGCCGCCGCAGCAACAGGCGCAUCAGGUUCAACAGCCGGCUCAACAGUCCCCCGCGCAGCUCCACCAACAUCAGCUGCAGGCUCAUGGCCAUCGGCGAAAGGGCCGGGUACGAUUCAAGCAGCAUCAGCAGCAGCACCACCACCAGCAGCAGCAUCCUCAUCCACAUCAGUCUGGUCGCACGGUGACGAUACACGUGUACCAGCUGGUGGAACCGUACGAGCGCCACUUCCUGACCUCCAAGACGGUAGCCGUGCAGGAAAUUCCGCCGAACGAGAGUCGUUGGUAUCAACUGCCGCUGGAGGAAGCCGUCCGCACCUGGCUGGAUGGAUCGCGCAGGAACCUUGGGCUGGAGCUGUACUGCGAGGGUUGCCACGCACACGGCGUCCACAUCGUCCACGACUCGUCGCCCUACUUUCGCACCUACGAUGAAACGCCCGUCCUGAACGUGGUCGGCCGGUUGGUACAGCGGGAGAAGCGCUCCAAGCUGCAGCGCUACCGGCCCCAGAUGCGGGACUACCUAUCGCCACCGAAAACGACCGCCUGCACGGCGGGUAACAAGCGUUGCUGUCGGCAUCCACUGCUGGUAGACUUCCGCGAUAUCGAGGGGUUCGACUUUAUCAUCCAGCCGAAGAUCUUCGAUGCGGGGUUCUGCCGUGGUCGCUGCCCGACCAAGUUUAAUCCGGCGACGCAUCACGCACUGUUGCAGAGUUUGCUGCACGAGCACAUCAAGUACGACGUGCCGAAGCCGUGCUGUGCACCGUCCAGUCUCGACCACAUCGAUGUCCUGCACGCCGAUCCGAAGAAUCCGCAGCGGCUCAAGGUAUCGACCUGGCACAAUAUGCGCGUACUCGAGUGUGCCUGCUCGUGAUGGGAUGGUACCGCGCGCGUACGGAAGGCAUUUAUCUCCAAUGUAAACGAAAGUAUUAUCCCACUGCCGUGACCACGUUCAGGUGUGCGGCGGUGGCACCGGAAUAUAUCCCCAAGGCGCUGGACAAUGUGCUCCAACUGUGGCAGCUACUAAUAUGACUACUACCACCACUACUAGGGCGACGAGGGUUCGAACAGUGGACCUCUAUUGUGUACGUGUUUUAUUUGUAAAUUUCCAUCACCAUCACUCUACUGCUGCUGAUGUACGUGCUCCAGAUCCUUUGCGACAAACUGAAGAAGAUUUAAAACGGGUUCCAUACUGUAUGACACUAGCACAGAACUAGAACGAGAGGAGGGGAGAGCGAGAAUGAUAGAUAUAUAUAUAUUUAGAUGUAGGUGUAUUCGUUAUAGAAAAGUGCAAACGCACAAAUUUAGGCGCAACAGUGCAGAGUAGUUGGUUAUGGCGACAGUAGUCGUAGUAGUAGUAGAAGUAGUAGUAACAACCCAACCAACAGAAGAGCCAUCUUGACAGAGGGAGGAGUGCACAGGGUGUUUUAAUUUUUAUUUAUUUAUUUAUUCGUGCGCGGGAUGCAUCCAAGCAAUGCGACGACGUACAAAAUAAUUCACUCGCUACGGUACUCCAGUGUUUGUAAAUAUAUCAAUGUAUGUAUGUAUGUAUGGUGUACAAUGUUGGUCGACUUUGCAUUCGAUCACUUCAUUUCAUUUAGUUGCUUUCUUUGUGUUUCAUAUUCCGUUCGCUCUCUCGCUUUUAUCUCUUUUAUUUCUUCCCGCCCAUUAUUGAUGGUUGCAUUUGUUUUACCUAAAUUUAUUCCGCUCGAUCAUGAGAUUAACUUACAUCCUUGAGGAGCUUUUUUACCUUUUUAAACUUAAGCUAUUCGUCAAAAUUUGAAAACCUCGCCAACAGGGCAGGCUAAAGUUUAGAGGAGAUCGUGUUGCACUAAUCCUACAGCAGCAAAUAGCUAGCAGAUGCUAACCCCACACUUACCAAAGGUAGUAAUGUGCUGUUCAGGGAAUUUUGUCUGAUGGCCGCAAACCGUAAUUCCGUUAUCACCGGUGCGUUCACGGCACGGUGCACAUUUAAACACUGCAGCCGGCAACACAAGCCGGUUAGGUUUUUUAAAAGCUUUAAGAUACGUAUUAGUUUCCGCGCGCGAACACAGAAACCACGCACACACUGUACAUACGAAGGAUGUUUCGAAGCAUCGUACACUAACUAAGAGACUCGUUCCUACCCUGCAGAAGCGUUCUACCGAUAGUGUCCUAUUUAUUGAAUCUUCAUAUACCUUUAAUAAUGCACACCGGUACCAUUUCAUCAUAUACCUGUUGCAUGGAGACUACCUACAGCUCCAACCUACAAAGUAACGCUCAGUAUCUACUGAAAACAUUAAAACAAAUACAAACAAAUAAAACGAAAACAAAACGAACGACCGUAAUACCGACCGGGGGUAGCUUCUAUGUGGAGAAAAACUGCGAUACGACUUAAUGGUUGAUGUUUCUGUUCCCGCCAUGAUGCGAAUGCGAAACAUAACUAAGAACGAAAAUGCUAAUAGAGCAGCGAGUUAUCUUGCUCCUACCGUUGUCAGCUAUCCUGCAAAUUGAAUGUCUAACGGCUUUGAAGACGUUACUUGAA